UGGAGUGAAGCGCCGUGCCGAAAUUCAUGGGUGAAUCGACCUGCGGGGAUACCUUUGGGACUUCCACUACCGACACACUGAGGAUACGAGCCUGGAGACCUCCAACGGGACUGCUGCUCUUUUUUUUAAUUUCCAUUCAUGGACUCUCCCGUGUGAGUAGCUGACAGACGCACUGUCCUACCUGAGCAACUAGCCGUAUCAUGACGGCUCACACUGCAUGGAAGGAGUGACCAGGAAAAGGAAGAAGUGUGAGAAAGAGAUUGGCCAAAUUUUUUCUUGUUUUUAGCUGAUGGGUGAGACGGAUGAUGAGCGUACGGCGCAGGCCGGCGUUCUCUUUGAGAACUUUGUCCAGGCGUCUACCUGCAAAGGGUCUCUGCAGGCCUUCAGCAUCCUCUGCAGGCAGCUGGACCUGGACCCUCUGGACUACAGCAACUUCUAUGGCUCACUGAAAGCGGCCAUCAGCAGCUGGAAGGUGAAGGCCCUGUGGACCAAACUGGACAAAAGAGCACAGCACAAGGUCUACAACCAGAAUAAAGCAUGCCAAGGCACCAGGUGCCUGGUCAUCGGUGGCGGCCCUUGCGGCCUGCGGGCGGCCAUCGAGCUGGCCCUGUUGGGCUGUAAGGUGGUGGUGAUUGAGAAGAGGGACACCUUCUCCAGGAACAACGUGCUCCACCUCUGGCCCUUCACCAUCCACGACCUGCGGGGCCUCGGAGCCAAGAAGUUCUACGGCAAGUUUUGCGCCGGCACCAUCGACCACAUCAGUAUCCGCCACCUCCAGCUGAUGCUACUGAAAGUGAGUCUGAUUCUGGGAGUGGAAGUCCACGUCAACGUGGAGUUUGUCAAACUGGCGGAGCCACCGGCAGACCAGACUGACAGCAGUCUUGGGUGGCGAGCGGAAGUCCGGCCCCCCGGGCAUCCCGUCGGCGACUUUGAUUUAGACGUGGUGAUCGGAGCGGACGGACGUAAAAACACACUGGACGGUUUCGGGCGCAAAGAGUUCCGAGGGAAGCUGGCCAUCGCCAUUACGGCUAACUUCGUCAACAGGAACACCACAGCUGAGGCCAAAGUGGAGGAGAUCAGUGGCGUGGCCUUCAUCUUCAACCAGAAGUUCUUUCUGGAACUCAAGGAGGAGACGGGUAUCGACUUGGAGAACAUAGUUUACUACAAAGACCACACCCACUACUUCGUCAUGACGGCAAAGAAGCUGAGUCUGCUGGACAAAGGCGUCAUCAUAAAUGACUAUAUAGAAACGGAGCGACUGCUGAGCCCCGGCAAUGUGAACCAAGAGGCCUUGCUCUCGUACGCUCGCGAGGCGGCUGACUUCGGCACCAACUACCAGCUGCCGUCCCUGGACUACGCCAUCAACCACUAUGGGCAGGCGGACGUGGCCAUGUUCGACUUUACCAGCAUGUACGCCUCGGAGAACGCCGCCUUGAUCCGGGAGAAACACGGACACCAGCUGCUGGUCUCGCUGGUGGGCGAUAGUCUGCUUGAGCCUUUCUGGCCCAUGGGUACAGGUUGUGCUCGGGGUUUUCUUGCAGCCUUCGACAGUGCUUGGAUGGUGAGGGGCUGGGUACAGGGCAGGAGCCCUCUGGAGAUACUGGCUGAGAGGGAGAGUGUGUACCGGCUGCUGCCUCAGACCACCACAGAGAACAUCAGCAAAAACUUUGAACAGUACGCCAUUGACCCCGCCACCCGCUACCCCAACCUCAACUCCAGCUGUGUUCGCCCACACCAGGUGCGUCACCUGUUCAUUGAUGGCCAACAGGACUUGUGUCGCCUGGAGAGAGGACACGCACGGAGAUCCGUCAACUUGUCCAGAACAGACUCGGAGGUGCGUCCCGGCCGGCUGCUGACCUGGUGUCAGAAGCAGACUCAGGGCUACAGAGGGGUGGACGUCGCCAACCUCACGUCCUCCUGGAGGAACGGCCUGGCCCUCUGCGCCCUCAUCCACCACCAGAGGCCCGAGCUCAUCGACUACGACUCUCUGAACGAGGAGGACGUGGCGGGGAACAACCAGCUGGCGUUUGACCUGGCCGAGCGGGAGUUUGGCAUCCAGCCGGUGACGAGGGGGAAGGAGAUGGCCGCCGAGGCCGAGCCGGACAAGCUGCUGAUGGUCCUCUACCUUUCCAAGUUCUUCGAGGCCUUCAGGAACUCCCCAGGAAACAAGAAUGGUUUGAGAGAACCCGAUGAGAACAGCGAGGGGCCUCCAGCUAAGACCCAACACAAACCGCUGAACCCGCCUCAGCCCAAGAAGAGGACACCCAGGGAUGACAUCACGCCGGAGGACGAUUCCAUCAACAAGAGGCAGCGAAAGGGCAACCACUAUCUCACAGAGUUGUCCUGUCACAGUGCGCUCCCUGCUGGCGAGGACGGGGAGCUGCGGGAGAACAAGGUGCGCUCCAUGGCAACGCAGCUGCUCGCCAAAUUUGAGGAGAACUCCUCAACUGGGAAGAUGCUCAGCAAGUCUGAUGAGGACCUAUACAAUCUCUCCUCUCCUCCUCUCUCUGGGGAGGAGGAGGAAGAGGAACCAGAAGAGAGGGACAACCCACGUUUUGCAAAGCCCAAGAACAUCCCCCCUCCUCCUCCUCUGCCUCCCCCAUGCCCCAAGUGGCAGCCCUCCGUCUACCUCCGGCUGCUAGAGAACCCCGGUGCUGUGGCUCAGCAGGCUGCUUUCCCCCACUCCCCCAACAAACCCUCUCGCCCUUCCGGUCGCUCUCCUUCCCCCAUGCGGCUUAAAAGUGUGUUAAGUCCCCCUCGCACACCGAACCCUAACUACCCAAAACGCACCUCUCCCGACCUGACGGCCGGCCGCGUCUCUGCUUCGGACAGUGAGCGUUCCUCCGAGAGCUUGAAGCAGCAGAGCAAAGCCCAGAAACUCUCCACUAAAGAAUACUCUGCUCGGAGUAUAAAAGAGCGAGCGGUCCUCCUCUCCUCCCUGUUUCCCGGGUCCAGCAGACCUCCUGCUCCUCUGCCUGAAUCUCAGGUGAGACUUUCUACCUCUCCACCACUUUCCUUGUCCCCAACUCCUCCUCCUGCCUUUCUAACCAAGAGCUCCAUCGUCCACCCGGUCCCUGACCCCACUGCCCAGGCCAGUUUCUCCUCUGUCCCCCUUUACACUGCUGGACACCAGGACAAGACACAGAAAGACCCCUCUGCUCCCUCUAUUGUUGAUCCCUCCACAUUCAACAGGACAACUGGCUUUGUCGAGAGCCAGGAGAACUCCUCUCCCGUCUCUGACAUUAAUUGUGAAAAUGAACACCGCGGGUCAUCUCCUCGUGCACUUUCUGUACCGCACAAGAAAAGCUAUGAGAGGGUCCAUGAGGGUUCUCUACAAAGGGGGCAGGAGAAGGUCCCCAAAAGCGCUCGGGAAAUGUUUGAGAAAAUAGUCAUCAACAAUCACAUGGAGUGCAAUGGGAGCUGCGCUCUUGAGAACCCUGGAAGAAUCACUCAAAAGUCGAUUGUCCGCUCUGAGAGUUGUCCGACUGGAGCUGCUAGUUAUAUUAAGGAGCGUACAGUCGGAAAGGUAUCAUCCGCCAUAGAUGCUAAGGCUCAGAAAUUAGCCGUCCUGUAUGAGACGGACCACAGGCCCAAUGCCACACCGAGUGUGGUACGUAAGGACUUCCCUCCGGGGCUCGGUGGCAGCGACAUCUGCCACUUCUGCACCAAGCGGGUGUACGUGAUGGAGAGACUGAGCGCCGAGGGCUACUUCUUCCACCGCGAAUGUUUCCGCUGUGAAGUCUGCAACGGCACCCUCCGUCUGGGAGGGCACAUCUUCGACUCUCAGGAGGCAAAGUUCUACUGCAAGAUGCAUUAUGCCCAGCGCCAGACCAGCACUCACACGGGGAAGUUCAGAAGGAGAAUGGAAGACCAACGGCGCGUCACGCCCUCGUCAGAGGACACCGGCGGCGUCCAGCUCCAACCCCCAGUCGCUGUGGUGUCCAGCUUGCAUUCGGUGCAGCUUGACAAAGGUCAGGGAGGAAUUCCAGAAGACACAGAGAUGGCUGUGGAAGCGCUGGAUGCCGCCUGUAUAGUCACGCCCACAACCCAGGAGCCAACAGGGUCCCCAGGCCAGAGCCUUUACGGUACCAAAGAUCACUGUAACACUAAGCAGAAUAACCGAUGGAGACAGAAGAUCAGAGCGACCUUCCCUCUGAUCUUCGUCAAGCACUUCCAGAGGAGCUGCCCUCAGGGCAAAGAGGGACCGGAGACCGUCCCUGAGGUGGAAUCCGACUUUGAGGAGGUCCCUUCAGUAGAAAAACAGACUAACUCCGACGUUAGGUCAGUGACGUCCGCAGGUACCCAGAAUCUCUCAGAGGAAGGUGAGAAGAGCGAAGAGCAGCCGGCGGAGGCGACUCAGUUGGGGGAAGCGACGCAGUCGGGGGAAGCGACGCAGCCGACGGAGGCGACGCAGUCGGGGGAGGCGACGCAGACGGCCCGCCACUCGUCCACCCCAAAGAAGCGCUUGACGCUAUCGUUCUCUGAGAAAGAGAAGCUCCUGAGCUGGGACACACUGGUCACAACGGAGGAAGCUCCAAUUAAACCCAACAACGCACAUCAACAACAAAUUCAGGUACAAGCAGAGGCAGCAGCAGAUAAGCUUCAGACAGACUUGGGCCAGAGCGUGGAACCGUCCCCAAGCCAAGCCACCGCCUCGCCCCCCUCAGCCCUCCAGCUCAUAGCGGACGCCUUCAGGAAGAGAUUUAGUGUGACCAACCCCUCCAGCAGGUCCAACACUGCAGCCCCAAUGUGUGACGAGCGUGGCGGCCGCAAACGGAGGCCCAUGUCAGAAGGAGCGUUGAGCUUUAGCUCCCACUUCAGCGCCGCUGGUCCAGAGCCACCCAGAGAUGAGAUGAGGGCCGGCAAGCCCAGAGCCCACUGGGCGUCUCUCAGGGCCAAUCCGUGGGGGACCGGGCGGGACCUGCCCUCUCUGUUGCAGCAGGUUUCUCUGAAGAGUCGCAGAGACUCCGGAGGGGUGUUCUCCGAUGACAUGGCCUCACUGCCCAGCAGGAGGGUCGACCUGUUCUCGUCCCUCAGGCUGAGGAAGAGGGACGAGUCGGAGGUUGAGGGGCAAGACAAGGAGGCGCAAAAAGAGAUCAGGACGAUACUCAGCAACCUCCGAAACAAAGCCUCCAGACAACAGCAUUUUGAAGAGCACACCUCUAGUGACGAUGCAAACCCGACGCCCAAUCAGAAGCUGUGUCCAGAGAGACGAAGGAGGAAGCAGGAGAAGACGGUGGCCCAGCAGGCCAAAAGAGAACAGCUGAAGAGGCUCCACAGAGCUCAGGCCAUCCAGAGACAACUGGAGGAGGUCGCAGAGAAACAGAGAGAUAUGGAGGAGAAAGGAGUGACCAUAGAGAAAAUCAUAAGAGGAGAAACAGAAACGUCUCAGGCGGACGACAGUGAUGAGGCCCAGCUCUACCAGUCCUGGUUUAGACUCGUCUUGGAGAAGAACAGAUUGGCACGCUACGAGUCAGAGCUCAUGAUCUUUGCCCAGGAGCUUGAACUGGAGGACACGCAGAGCCGACUGCAGCGAGAUCUACGACACAGGAUGGCUACAGAAGACACGAAGAAGAGCACCUCUGAGCUGCAGGAGGAAAAGGCGAUCCUGUCGGAGAUCAUGAAGACGGUGGAGAGACGCGACACCCUCGUGUCCGUACUGGAGGAGCAGCGGCUGGAGGAGAGGGCCGAGGACCGGGACCUGGAGAGCCUUGUGCUGUCCAGGGGCUACGAGUUCCACUGGGCCCCAGAGGAUGACGGCUGGGGGCGGGAGAAGCUGGAGAGUGAUGGAUGAACGCUGAGCGGUAAAAGGGUAGAGAAGUAACGCGGUAUGCUGAGCUCAGAGACUGAGGUAGAAUGGAAAAAAGAGCGGCUAGUGACAUCUCUCUUUGACAUCUCUCUUUGACCUCUGCCCUGUAACGUUUCUCGGCCUCAUAAACCAAACAGACUGUACAGCUUCACCGGAUAGCACUUGGAACGACUCAACACUUUCCCCGAAGGUUUUUGCACAGUGUGGUUUGUUUGAAACUUGUGUCGUGAAAUCCAUUAUUAUGUUUGUCACUUUGUAGCUAUGUGUGUGUUUUUAAUGUUAUAUUUUCCACUUUGUGCCGGAACACUUUCAAAUAAAAUGCAAUUGUACUUCCACCCAGACAUCAUUGGACACAGGAGAAUCUUAACUGCCACAUAUUUGUAGCCCGCUAGUAGGAUGCACCUCUGCGAGUAUCAUAAUUGUUCGUUUUCCAUAGAGCUUAUUUUCUACAAUAAUAAUGGUCUUUUUGUGGAGGGUUCAAGUGAGGUUUUUAACCCUGGAGUUAGCGGGGCUAAGGCGAACAUGUCUGCAUGAUGACAUUCUGUAGUUUUAUUUAGCCACUUUAUAGCAACCGCCCUUUUUUUUCGACACGUAACCACUUAAAACAUCACAAUGGUAUCAACUGAUGUAUCUAAUAUCAUAGAACAACUUUAAAUCGAUUAAGGUGACGUGGCCUUAUUUUCAAGUAUCUAACCAAAAACCCAUUGGCUUCGAGACAAGGUCACCAGAAGUGCAAUAAUGCUUACUAGUCAAGGCAAACCACUUAGGGGCGUGGCCAGAGAUGUGACAUGUAAAAGUGUUGACGCUCUUCAUUAUUGUGAAACUAACUACUGACAGUUAAACUGAGUGUUUAAACCCUAGUGUGUGGGCUGUGAGUCAAGAAUAAAUGUAUUUACAUGAAUAUUUUAACCCCAGGACAAAAGAUAAAUAAGUUAUAUUUUCAUGAUUAAAAACUGUAUGUUUGUAUACAUUU
This is a messenger RNA of Pseudoliparis swirei, 6782 nucleotides long. It is a transcript of the gene mical2b, whose product is annotated as microtubule associated monooxygenase, calponin and LIM domain containing 2b. Bases 290 to 5794 code for a protein of 1834 amino acids. Gene Ontology annotation, molecular function: FAD binding; protein binding. NCBI's taxonomy places the organism in Eukaryota, Metazoa, Chordata, Actinopteri, Perciformes, Liparidae. The record is from RefSeq and is a predicted model, not a curated record. The transcript has 37 exons.